Messenger RNA from Funneliformis geosporum, 1374 nucleotides. Lineage: Eukaryota; Fungi; Glomeromycota; Glomeromycetes; Glomerales; Glomeraceae. The record is from the annotation of a GenBank genome assembly.
AUGAAUACCUCAAAUACACCUUCUAAAGUUCAUAUCAAUUCAGCUUCGCGUAAAAGUAACAAACGUACCCUCGGUGACGAAAUAGAAAUAAUACCUUUUAAUAUGUUGUCAAAUGCGCGCCCUUCAAAAGCCGGAACUUCGAAUAUCCUUUGUAAUACUCCUGGUAAACCUUUUAAUAACAAGGAGAAUUUGACACCUUAUUUUCCACAACAAUUCGAGAGUAACAAAAAGUCAAGUACUACCAAAUUUAUGUCCAUUAACGGAUCUCAAAUCGCUUAUAAUGAGAAUGAGUACAAAAUCGAACAACUUGAAGCCGAAUUAAGAAGACAAAUAGAUGAAAAUCAGAAACUGAGAGAAGAAAUUCAGAAAUCAUGUCAGGAAGCGGAAAAGACACUUAAAAGAACUAAAUAUUACAAGAAUGACUUAUACGGGCCUAUUUACUUCGAUGGUAACCACAAGUCUAUCAACAAGUUAUUGAGACGAUUGAUCAAUGUUAUAGGUCAAGAAGUCGUUAACAGAUUCAAAGAAGAAACUUUGGUUGAUUGUGAAUUACCUGCGCUUAAUAAGAUUUAUGUAUGGCUUGAAGAGUCAGGACUCUUGAAUUAUGAAGUUCUUAAAGAAUUCCGUGCCGUGGAGGCGGUCACGUCAUUAGACCUGACCUAUACCUUCGAAAAUCUUAAGCGUGAUAUCACCAAUAAGACAUUCGUUAUUGAUGAUAGCUUGGAACUUCACAUUAUACAAAAUACUAAUCGAUUGUUAUCUGUGUUUGGCUUGCCAAAUGGUUUCCAAUACUUAAAAUCUUUUAAGUUGAGCUUCAUGCCGAUUGAAGAUUCUUAUUUUAACAACCUUCGAGGACUUAAAAAUUUGGAUGAAUUGGUCAUUGAAAGUACCGGAAUUGGGAACGAAGCAUUAUGUCAUCUCGUAGCACUAAAAAGUAAUUUGACCUUUUUGAAUAUCACUGGAAAUAAGAAGAUUGAUGAUGAUUCCAUUUCUAUUCUCGUUCUUUUCGAAAAAUUAGAAGUGUUGCUUCUAAACAAAACUUCGAUUUCCAUGGAUGGAAUUCGUAAAUUAAUUUCCGAGACACAAAGCACUGACCUAUCACAAAUUUCUAUUCCUUCAUCAUGUCGCAAAUAUCUUAAAAGACGAUAUGAAAUCUAUUGUGUUAAACAUAAAGAAGGAAUGAAAGUUGAUCCAUCAAAAGUUCAAUUUAUGAGUCUUUUGGAGAUUCGACAACAAUUAAUGUUCCAUUACACGGUAAAUAAUUAUAUCAACAUCGUUGGUCAUAAAGAGGAAUUAGAGGAAACAUUGAGAGAGAUUUUAACGCGACGAAAUUAUGAUGCAAAGGUUAUGCUGCUGGUGAUUAAUCUGAAAUAA